GGGGAGACUGACCAAUGGCUCUGGGAUGGGGAAUGACUGACGGACCGACUGGCCCAUGAGGAGCGAGGGCGCGCUAGUUCGGUUCGAAAGGUAGUAGUGCGGGAGUCGGGAAGGAGAGCAGCGGUUGGGAAAUGGAUCGAAACGAGAUUUACUACUCGGAUCGGUACAAUGACGGCGAGUACGAAUACCGUCACGUCAUGCUGCCCAAAAAGAUCGCAAAGCUCGUGCCCAAGACUCACCUCAUGUCAGAAACCGAAUGGAGGAACCUGGGGGUACAGCAGAGCCCGGGCUGGAUUCACUACAUGAUUCAUGAGCCAGAGCCUCACAUCCUGCUGUUCAGGAGACCAUUGCCGAAGAAAGAGCUGGAAGGGUUGUGAUGUCCCGGACGUUCCGCUGUGCCCCCACCUUUCCCUUCCCCCCCCACCCCUCCAACCUCCACCCUGGACCACCCAGAGCACUCUGACAAAGCCGCUCUGCACAACAGCCCACCCUUCACCUCUGCUUCUAAUGGCUCGGGCUCACUUGCGGGCUGAGACUGGCGGAGUGUUUCUGGGGUGGGGGCGGGGACACCAGGAAGACGGACGCUGCUUGAUCUCUCGAACUGCUCUUUGCAUUUCUUGUCGUGGGAUUCCUUCUCGCGAUCGAAGACCGUUGGCAAGACAGCCAGGCCUAACCUGCUUCUUCGACGCUAUGGAGCGCGGUUGGCAUGGAUUCUCCUUUCAUCCCCCCAAAACAAGGCUUGAGCCAAGGUGGGAGCGUUUCCCGAAGGGCGGCUCGCUUCAGAAUUGGUAUCAACCAGCCGGAGGAGGGAGCGGGUUCGGAAGACGUGUCAGGGAGGAAUUUGCACAGCGCCAGGGCCUGGGGUGUGCUAGAGCAGCGGUGGCCUUGUGAUAGGCUGUCAAUAGAGGGGCCGAGCUGCUUCCACCUUCAGCCGCGCCCUGCCCCGACCUGACUUUUAACCUUGUGAUACUCUGCACGCCAUGUCAGCCUGAUCUCCCUCUGCUGUCUGUCCAUGCGAAUCGCCAAAAUUCCUGCUCAAUGUUGGGCAGCGGGGAGACCAAUCAGGACUCGACUCCACUUACAUGUGACCAUUCGGUCUCUCAAGCCUUGACCUGCCCUUUAAUCCCCAGUUGGCUCUGGAAUCUUUAGUUUUCCUAACAGUGUCCUCCCCUCCUUGAGGUUGGUGGGUUGGGAAUCUGCUGUGAUGCAAGAUCUGAAUUGUAGAAACCCCUACAGCAGGCCAUUCAGCCCAUCAAGUACAUGCCAACCCUCUGAAGACCAUCCCCAUCCCCAUCCCCAUCCCUGUAAUGCUGCAUUUCCCAUCAAUGACCCAACUAGCUUGUCCAUCCCCAGGCACUACGGGACAAUUUAGCACGGCCAAUCCACCCUAACCCGCACAUCCCUGGGCACUACGGAUCAAUUUAGCACGGCCAAUCCGCCCUAACCUGCACAACCCUGGGCACUACGGGGCAGUUUAGCACGGGCAAUCCGCCCUAACCUGCCCAGUUUUGGACUGUGGGAGGAAACCAGACCACCUAAAGGAAACCCCCACAGACACAGGUUGGUGGUGGGGAGCAGGAAUGCAAACGUUCAAACUCUAUACAGACCCCGAGGCUGGAAUUGAACUCGGGUCCCUGGCGCUAUAAGGCAGCAGCGUUAACCACUGAGCCACCAUAUUUAGUAGUUUUAGUUGAGAGAGAAUCUGUCUGCCACUUUACUUCAAAGAUCUGCCGUCUCCAUUCAAUCUUGCCAGUCAACUGCACAAUUGGUUCUCAAAGCCAAUGUGUCUGUCUUUUUUCCCUUCUGUAUGUGUGGAGAGGGGGAAGGGGAAGGGGGGGACAGUAAUUACUGACUGCUGUAAAAUGCACCUGGACUUUAAUUUGACCUUAUUGCUGCUGCUCAUUUUUGUGAGACACUCUCUGUACCUGUAGGAGCAGAAAGUAGGCCAUUUGGCCCAUCGAGUCUGCUCUGCCAUUCAAUGAGAUCAACUUCGCUUUCCUGCCUGUUCCACCCACGACCCCUCGAUUUCCCCUUCCAGGUGGAAUCCUUGACCACGUCAUGUGGCUGUAGGUCUCACUGUGGCCCCCCCACAAGUGUGGCCCAACUUUUUAUUGAACCCUGUCAGGGUUAAGACCACACCCUGCUCCUGGGGCAACCCCCAGUCAAUUCACUGACAGGACUCCAUAGAUCCUGGGCCCUGGAAUGUAGUGUACCCCUACACCUACAGCUCAUGCAUUGUAAUCUCCUGUUUUCAUAGCUUUUGGUACAUGUUUAUUGUGAUCUGUCUUUGUAUUUUUAAUAAAUCUUUAAUGACCA
Rhincodon typus (whale shark) is the source of this 2316-nucleotide messenger RNA. Its product is annotated as cyclin-dependent kinases regulatory subunit 1. The coding region runs from base 132 to 377 and encodes 81 amino acids. Gene Ontology annotation, biological process: regulation of mitotic cell cycle. Gene Ontology annotation, cellular component: SCF ubiquitin ligase complex; cyclin-dependent protein kinase holoenzyme complex. The record is from RefSeq and is a predicted model, not a curated record. NCBI's taxonomy places the organism in Eukaryota, Metazoa, Chordata, Chondrichthyes, Orectolobiformes, Rhincodontidae. Gene Ontology annotation, molecular function: ubiquitin binding; protein kinase binding; cyclin-dependent protein serine/threonine kinase activator activity. The transcript has 3 exons.